UUACGCUCCCCCAGCUUCGGUUGGGCGGCUUUGUCCCCUUGGGGGUGGGGGAAGCGAACAACGUGCGUCUGCGCGCCGGUUGGUGCAGCCCCAGAUCCCCAGAGACAGAGACAGCUGGAUUCCCCGCUGCUGCUUCGCUGCGUGGCCGAGAGGCUGCCCAGCCCCCAGACUCCAGUUCUUCAGGAAAGCAAAGGCAAAACUCAGAGAAGAUAUCCAGGCCCGGUCCUGAGGCCUUUCCUCCGGCCAGGUCAGAGAGAGCCCAUCUUGGAGCUGCCUGCAUGGGGAGUAGUCCCUGAUUAUCCCGCCCCCAGGAAAGUGAGAACACUGAGAAGAUGUCCAGUAAAGGCGCCAAGAUGCUCAAGGAGAAAGCUCUCCCUUCUCAAGAGCAGACUGUGAAGGAGGAUCACAAGAGAAGAGGCCACAAGAAAAGAGCAGCUGCUGCCGUCCACUUGGCCAGAAUUCAGGGACUGGUGACCUUCAAAGAUGUGUCCGUGGACUUCUCCAGGUCUGAGUGGAAACAGCUGAAACCUGCUCAGAAGGACUUAUACAGAGAUGUGAUGCUGGAGAACUAUAAGAACCUGGUCUCCCUGGGGCUUCAGACUUUUAAACCAGAUGUGAUCUCCCGCCUGGAGCAAGGGGAAGUACCAUGGAUUCCAGCAGGCCACGUCCCAAAAGAUUCCUCUCAUCACAAGACUAUCUGUGAAACCAAGAAGUCAGCUCCAAAGCAGGAUACCUGUGUCAGAGAAUCCUCUAAGAAAAGAUUCACAAAAGAGAACCAGCCAGAUUCAAAGCUUAGAAAAGUUUCAGGAGGCAAUAGCCAGCCAGAGAUACAGAAGGGAAAGCUGGAAAAACAAUCCAAGAAGGAAGCACUCAGUCACAACAAAACUUCCAAUGAGCCAAGGGCCCAUAACUACAAUACAUUUGAGAGAAAAUGUAACCCAGGGUCAAUACCUACUCCACAACAGUCAGUACCAGUGCAAAAAAGUGUUCAUAAAUGUGAUAUAUCUAGAGAGAGCUUCUUUAAACAGCUUUCAGAACUAAUUAAACAUAGCAAAAUCUCCUUUGGGAAAAAUAUUUGUAAGUAUAAUAACGAUAAGCAAACUUUAAGUAACCACGCAGAUUCUACUCAAAACCAUGAAAGACAUAAUGGAGAAAAACUUGUUAAAGAUAACAAAUGUGGGAAGGAUGACAUGCCCAAGAAACCCCAUACUGAACAUCAGAGAGGUCAUACAAAAGAUAAACGCAAUAGAUGUAACGAAUGUGGGAAAACCUUCACCCGAAGCACAGGACUUGCUGAACAUAAGAAAAUUCAUAAUGGAGAGAAACCCUUUGAGUGUGAUGAAUGUGGGAGAGCCUUCACAGCAAAGGGAAGACUUAAUGAACAUCAGAAAGUCCAUACAGGAGACAAGCCUUAUAAAUGUCACGAAUGCGGGAAAGCCUUCACCGGAAGAGGUCGGCUCAAUGAACACCAGAAAGUUCAUACAGGAGACAAGCCCUAUGAAUGUAAUGAAUGUGGAAAGGCCUUCAUACAGAAGGGUACACUUCUUGAACAUCAGAAUGUUCAUACUGGAGAGAAACCCUAUGAAUGUAAACAAUGUGGGAAAGCCUUUAGACAGAGGGGACAACUUCGUGAGCAUCAAAAAAUUCAUACUGGAGAGAAACCUUAUAAAUGUCAUGAAUGUGGGAAAGCUUUCUCAGGAAAGGGACGACUUACUGAUCAUAAGAAAAUUCAUUCAGCAGAUAAACCUCACAAAUGUAAUGAAUGUGGAAAAGGCUUCAUCCAAAGGUCACACCUUAUUGACCAUCUAAAAGUUCAUACAGGAGAGAAACCUUAUAAAUGUAAUCAAUGUGGGAAAGCUUUUAUAAAGAAGGCAUUACUUAAUGGGCAUCAGAAAAUUCAUACUGGAGUGAAACCCUAUGAAUGUGAUCUUUGUGGGAAAGCAUUCACACUGAAAGGACGACUUAAUGAGCAUCUGAAAAUUCAUACUGGAGAGAGACCCUAUGAAUGUGAUCACUGUGGGAAGGGCUUCAUAGUGAAGGCACGCCUUACUGAGCAUCUGAAGAUUCAUACCGGCGAGAAACCUCAUAAAUGUGCUGAGUGUGGGAAAUCCUUCACACAAAGUGGACAACUCACUGAACAUCUGAGAAUUCAUUCUGGCUUAAAGCCUUUCAAAUGUAGUCACUGUGGAAAAGCCUUCACACAUAAGGGACGACUUGGUGAACAUCAGAAAAUUCAUACUGGAGAGAAACCCCAUGAAUGUAGUCAGUGUGGCAAAGCCUUCACACAAAGUGGACAGCUUAAUGAACAUAUGAAAAUUCAUACUGGGGAGAAACCAUAUGAAUGCAAGCAAUGUGGAAAAGCCUUUACACGGAAGGAAAGACUUAGUGAACAUGAGAGAAUUCAUACUGGAGUGAUACCCUAUGAAUGUAGUGAAUGUGGAAAAGCCUUUACACGGAAGGAAAGACUUAGCGAACAUCAGAGAAUUCAUACUGGAGCAAAGCCCUUUGAAUGUAAUGAAUGUGGAAAAACCUUCAGUCGACGGACAUCCUUCUUUUAUCAUCAGAAGACUCAUACUACAUAAAAACCUUAUGAAUGUAAUGAAUGGGGGGAAAUCCUUGUCCAUAGGAUAUCCCAUAUCAUCAGAGAAAUCUUACUAGAAAAAACUGUAAUGAAUGUGGGAAAUCCUAUAGGAACAGCUCAAAUCUUAAAAGUAUAAAAUAAUUUAUAUCAAAAAGAAUCUCUGAAAAAAGCAUAUAAAAUAUAAUUUUAUUAUGAAGUUAUUCACACUGGAGAGAAACAUGAAUGUAGUACAUGUGAUAAAGCAUUCAUCAACAACUCGAACUUUAAGAGCCAUGAAAUAACCUAUAGUGAAGGAAAAUCUAUAAAUGCAAUGAAUGAAAGCCAUCAGAAACAACUUGAGUGCUAUGAAUCAUCUUUGAACUCAUAUAUUCACACAAAAAAUGAGUGUAAUGAAUAUGUGAAAUCCUUCAGAUAAGAUGGUUUAUUAAAUCAGAAAAUUCAUGGGGGAGAAAAACUCUAUAGAUGUAAUAGUUUCCUAAUGUUCGGCUAACCUUGCAUCCCUAGCAUAAAUCCAAGUAGAACAUAAUGAGUAGUUUUUGGAUGUAUUGCUGUAGUCUCUGUUAAAUGUUAUUUAAACAUGUUGCAUCAAUAUAUUAAUCUUUAGGUUUUAUUCCCUCUGCUUUAUCCCUUCCUGGUUUGGGUAUCAGGACCAUUUUUGUCUCAUAAAAUGAGAUUGGUAGAGUGCCUUCUUUAUUAUUGAGAAAAGUUUUUAAAUUGCUCCUUAAAAUAUUUUUUUUAGAAUUCACUUGCUUUUUGGACCAAGAGUUUUUGUUUGGUAGCUCAUUUAUGGCUCAUUUAACUUUGCUAUGUAAGACUAGGUUUUCUGGCACCUCUAUGUUUUGUGUUGGUAAUAUGAUUAAUUUAUAUUUUUGUAGAAGACCCAUUUUCUUUACAUUUUCAGUCUUUCCAGCAUCUUCAUUGUGCAUAACAGUUUCUGAUAAUAUUUUGUCUGUUCAUUAUAAAUUUGCAUUGGUUAUUUUCAUUUUGGCUAUUUGAUCUCUCUCUUUCUCUCUUUAUCAGUUUAGCUAAUGGCUUAAUCACUACUGUUUGUCCUGACCUGUGAUUUCAUUAGUGUGGGAAACUCCUUAUAUGAAAACUCUUUCCACCAGUGCAUAUCAACAAAUGUUCUGCAGCUUACAAUUUUAGAGGUUAAGUGACUUGUCCAUGGCCAUAUAACCAAGUUGUGUCAGAGGCAAGACUUGAGGUCUUACUGACUUAAAGGUUAGCCUUUUCUUUUAGCUGCAUUGCUGAUUUACAUCUCUAAUUACUUCAGUGGAUUCUCAAAUUGCAUAAAAUUGAGGCCAUUUACCUUCUUGGUUGCCUUCCUCUAGACUGUCAUUUCUUCCCCUUUAACCAAUGAUUUGCUUUUUUAGCAUUACUGGACACCUCUGAUACUAUUCCUUUUUUAAUCUCAUCAUACAUAGCUGUUGCUUUUUAUAGUUUCUAGUUUAAAAGUUGUUUAGGAGCUUUUCUUGCUCUCCCUUUUUCCAUUUUUGACCAAACUCCUUGGUAUCAAGUGAAGAUUUCCCACAAAAAAAUGUUCUUUAUGACCCUGGUAUUAGUCCUUACUAGAUUCACUCCAUCUAUCGUAUCUGCAUCUUGAAUCAUGUAUGAUACCAAAUGUCAAACUCCAUUGCCUGCUGGCAUGUUAGCUAGCUAAUCACUGUCCAAAUUCUCCUUUCUCUAUCAUUGCAGUCUUCAUUUGGAAGUAGUGAAGCAAACCUUCUCCCUGUAAUACAUUUCAACAAAUAAUCAAAAUCACCAUACAUUUAUUAAGGGCCUACUAGUUCAAGGCAUUAUGUUCAGGGCUAGUGAUACAAAGAUCACUAUAUGACACAGGUUCUGCAUUCAAAGAGGCUACAGUCUGAUGGGAAAAGGACAGGUACACCAAAAGCUGUGAUAAUAGAGCAAAUUGCACGUACAGAUGAGAGGUCUAACCAAAAUACUAAGAGAGAUCACUUUCCCCUGGAUGACAAGGGACAAUCAGAGAAGGCUUUCUCUAGGGCCACUAGGUAGGGCAAUGGAUAAAGUGCUGAACCUAAAGUCAGGAAGGCUUAAAUUCAAAUCUUGCCUUAGACACUAUCUGUGUGACUCUGGACAAGUCACUCAACUUGUCUGCCUCAGUUUCCUCAACUGUAAAAUGGGGAUCAUAAUCGCACCUACCUCCCAGUGUUGUGAGGCACAAAUGAGGUUAUAUUUGUAAAGUGCUUUGCAAACCUUAUAAUACUAUACAAAUGGUAGCUGCUGUUGUGCUUCAUAGAGAAGGCGGACAUGGUGGAGGACAAGGAAUGAGUUCAUUCCAUGGAUGAGAGUGGUGGCAAUUAAGUCGUGGAGGUACAAACAUACAAAACAAGAACGAGGCCUGACACUUCAUUCAGGUUGGUGGGGACAUGGGA
Dromiciops gliroides (monito del monte) is the source of this 4977-nucleotide messenger RNA. RefSeq names its product zinc finger protein 260-like. Gene Ontology annotation, biological process: regulation of DNA-templated transcription. Gene Ontology annotation, cellular component: nucleus. The coding region runs from base 333 to 2582 and encodes 749 amino acids. The transcript is spliced from 6 exons. Lineage: Eukaryota; Metazoa; Chordata; Mammalia; Microbiotheria; Microbiotheriidae. The record is from RefSeq and is a predicted model, not a curated record.